AUGGCUACAGAGCCCCAUCUCUUCGGUCGCGCAUACCCAGAAAGGGGACUGCAACAGGCUGAUGAAGUGGAAGCCAACCACGGCGCAAGUCCGAUCCUUGGAAUUCUCAAUCUGGGGCUUUGGAACCAUCUGGACAGAGGGAAAACAAACACACAAACUAAAGAGAUUGCCUACCUUCACGAUGUCGAACAGCCUGAGGUUGUGAAACAUUCCUCCGAUGCGUUUGUUCAUGAUUCCUUCUCUCGAGACUCCCAUGUCGACGGUGUGCUUGUGUUGGACCAUUUCUCGAAAAGUAUGCGCUGGAAGGAUCUCCUCGAGAAGUAUUCGAGGUCCGUGAAGUGGUUGACUGGUAAAGCUGUGCAGGAGAGGGUGUGGUGUUAG
Messenger RNA from Penicillium digitatum Pd1, 381 nucleotides. The record is from RefSeq and is a predicted model, not a curated record. NCBI's taxonomy places the organism in Eukaryota, Fungi, Ascomycota, Eurotiomycetes, Eurotiales, Aspergillaceae.